UAUUAGCGCGCACUGUGUAUGGUGCUGAAUACACCAUCCAAAGGGGUUUCAAAGUCAAUUGUUAAAUUCUGUAUCAUAUGGUUUACAACUGGAUUAUGAUUUUUUUUCGUUAAAGAACAAGGAAACGAAAGGCCAAACGACGUAUGAUUAUUUUUCUAAAAAUGGAAUUAUCCAAUGUCAGUUUUAGAAGAAUUAGUCCCACUAGUGCUGUCGACUCGCUCUGUAGUGCGUGAGCCCGGGACUAGGAUACAUUCAGUGUUUUGUUCAGAGGCUGGAGGCCCCUGGCCAACAGAACUUGAGGAGUCAUCAUGGCAAAGAUCUGCACAGAGCAGUCUUACCCAGCUACAGCGCGGCAACGACCGUCUCUCCGAACGCCAGAUGACGAUCUGGUCUCUCUGGAAAACGGAACAUCCAGGGCCUUCUCGAAAUGUGAGGACACCUCUUCAGGGAUGCUGGGGGCUGUCUCAGCUUUAACCAGCCGGCACACGGAGUCCCCCAGAGAUUCCUUAACUGGGUCAGGGGUCCUGGCAAGGCUUUCUCACUUCCUGUUCAUGCUGCGGACCUGGGUGUCUCACAGGACACAUCGCCAGGUGGAGAGGCCUGACUCCUUCCUGGAGCGCCUCAGGGGCCCUGAGCUCAAAGAGGCUUCCAGCAGAGAAAGCACCGCACCGUCCCUGAGAUACCCUGACAGAGUGCGCAAGAAGAACCAAGUCAGCCAGUGGCCGCUGGCUAUGUACAAUAUGAACAACUGCAACAAUACAGAUGACAAAAAAGAUGAUAAGGACGAAAUAAAGAAAGAUGAGAAAAAGGAGGAGGACAAGAAAGAGGAAGAAAAAAAAGAUGAAAAGAAAGAUGGGGACAAGAAAGACGAUGAGAAAAAGGACGAGAAAAAAGAAGAGAAAAAAGAGGAGAAGAAAGAGGAAAAGAAAGAGGAGAAGAAGGACGAGAAGAAGAAGGAGGAGCCACCGAAGGAGAUUUGGAUCAUGGAUCCAUCCGCGGAUAAAUAUUACAGAUGGCUCACUGUCAUUGCAGCACCAUGUUUCUACAACCUGCUGUUGAUUAUCACCAGAGCAUGUUUUAAUGAACUCCAGGACACGUUCACGACUUUGUGGAUUAUCCUAGACUACUCUUCAGACAUAAUCUACCUCACAGACACAUUUGUCAGAUCUAGGACAGGUUAUUUGGAACAGGGGCUACUUGUAAAAGACGCAAAGAAGCUCAGAGACAAAUACAGAUCAACGUCACAGUUCAAAUGGGACAUGAUUUCAAUACUACCCACAGACCUGCUGUUUCUGAAAGUGGGCUUCAACAACCCUGAGCUCCGCCUGAACCGGCUUGCAAGGAUGAACCGCCUCUUUGAGUUCUUUGACCGCACAGAAACCAGGACCAGCUUCCCAAACGUUUUUCGAAUCAGUAACCUUGUACUUUACAUUCUGAUCAUUAUUCACUGGAACGCUUGCAUCUUCUUUGCCCUUUCUAAGGUCAUCGGUUUUGGGUCAGACACAUGGGUGUACCCCAACAUUAGUCACCCUGAACACGGACGCCUCUCCAGGAAGUACAUCUACUGCCUCUAUUGGUCAACUCUGACCUUGACCACCAUUGGAGAAACCCCUCCCCCUGUCAGAGACUUUGAAUACAUCUUUGUAGUUGCUGACUUCCUCAUUGGAGUGCUGAUUUUUGCCACCAUCGUCGGUAAUGUCGGUGCCAUGAUCUCCAACAUGAACAAAAACCGUGCAGACUUCCAGGCCAAGAUUGACUCCAUCAAGCAGUACAUGCAGUUCCGUAAGGUCUCCAAGGAACUAGAGGCCAGAGUGAUCAAGUGGUUCGACUACCUCUGGACGGAAAAGAAAACAUGUGAUGAGAAGGAGGUGCUAAAAAACCUUCCAGACAAGCUGAAGGCUGAGAUUGCCAUUGACGUCCACCUGGACACCCUGAAAAAGGUAAAGAUCUUCCAGGAAUGUGAGGCCGGCCUGCUUAUUGAGUUGGUCCAGAAGCUGCAAGCUCAGGUGUUCUCUCCAGGCGAUUACAUCUGUAAGAAAGGAGACAUUGGGCGAGAGAUGUACAUCAUCAAAGAAGGGAAGCUGGCCGUAGUGGCUGAAGAUGGGGUGACCCAGUGGUGUGUGCUCAGUGACGGAGCAUACUUUGGAGAUAUUAGUAUCCUUGGCAUCAAGGGCUCCAAGGCCGGCAACCGGAGAACAGCCAACAUCAGGAGCGUGGGCUACUCUGACCUCUUCGCCCUGUCAAAAGAUGACCUGAUGGAGGCCCUCACAGAGUACCCCGAAGCCAAGAAGAUUCUGGAAGAGAAGGGAAAGGCCACGCUGAUGAAGGACAACAUGAUCGACGAGGCCGUCGCUAAUGCAGGCGCCGACCCCAAGGACCUGGAGGAGAAAAUCCAAAAACUGGAGAGCAACAUGGAGAUCAUGAUGACCAGGUUUGCCAAGAUCAUGGCCGAGUUCACAUCCAGCCAGGACAAAAUCAAGCAGAGGAUCACCAGCAUGGAGAAAACGGUCAAGACUGUCAAGCCGGAGGACAUAUCUGAAGUAGUGGCCGAUAAGAAGACCCAGUAGUGACAACAACGUUUCAGUAGAACUGUUCCUCAUAACCCUCGAAAAGCUCCUGAACGAUGUGACGUGUUACUGUUUUGUCCGCAUGAGAUUACCCGGCACAAUCAAUUUUACUCAGAAACGUUGCGAUUACUGGAACCAGAGUCCUGGCCAGGGGGUGUACCCGUAAUUCAAGCCACCUCGUGCUACUGAAACAGGGGACAGGCUCCUGCCCAUUGUGUCGCUCUGGCUUGGACAAGGCUGCUUACCUGAUUACAGCUGGCACAGAUGAUGGUUUUCUAAAAAAAAACUAAUGCGUAGAACAGUAAUUUGCUACUUUUUGACUGUUUGUAUUUGUACCUAUUUAUACAACCUAUGUACAUUGUCAACCAUGCUUUAUGUACUUUUUGCAUGUAAAAAUGCACCUCUGAAUAUGUGUCAAAUGUCAAAAUGUUCAUAUCCAGUCUCUGCAGUGCAUGUCUUUCUACAUGUGGUGACUAUAGGGUUACUUACAGGUCUGCAUCUCCAGUGUAAUGAUCUGAAACCAGGCCAGAGACACUAGAUGGGGCGGUAGAGAGUAGGGUGACUUCUGUUUUAAUUCUGGUCUGUUCAGAAAGUACACAAAAUUUUAAUUCCAAUUCACUUCAAGGCUUUUCGGUAAAUAACUGAAUUGAUGGAGGGACUAACACUUUGUACAUGGCAUUUUCAUAAGAGCGUUUUUAGAGGUUUUGGAAAAGUAUGAUAUCUUUUUCAAAUUUCAUGCGUCUAGUUGAAUGAAGUGCUUAACAGAGAACAAUGUAGUUUGAUAUUAUUGAUUAUCUGUCAAUGCAGUACUGUGUAUAAAUCUUCCAUGUCUGAAACAUAUGCUCAUUGAUUCUGUUUCUAUGGUAUCCACAUUAUGUAUGGUAUAUUUUCCAACUCCUGUUAUUAUCUCAGUUGAUGACUCCAAUUUUAAAAAGAAAGUUAUUUACACUUGACCAAAACAUUAGUGAACACAAGACCAGGCUGUAACCAAACACUGUAUUGGGUCUGCCAUUAUCUGUAAUGCACAUAACGUGCAAUGUUGUGUUAUAGCAAGGAAUCAGUUCCAAUGAAAUAAAAAAUUAAAACAUUUAAAAA
Esox lucius (northern pike) is the source of this 3662-nucleotide messenger RNA. RefSeq names its product cyclic nucleotide-gated channel cone photoreceptor subunit alpha. The coding region runs from base 309 to 2567 and encodes 752 amino acids. The transcript is spliced from 9 exons. The record is from RefSeq and is a predicted model, not a curated record. Gene Ontology annotation, biological process: monoatomic cation transmembrane transport. Gene Ontology annotation, cellular component: plasma membrane; intracellular cyclic nucleotide activated cation channel complex. Lineage: Eukaryota; Metazoa; Chordata; Actinopteri; Esociformes; Esocidae. Gene Ontology annotation, molecular function: intracellularly cAMP-activated cation channel activity; cGMP binding; intracellularly cGMP-activated cation channel activity.